CUUUCUGAAGGUGUUUUUUCACCAAUCUUUUUUCUCUCUGUCUCUGUCUUCCUCUCUUACUUUAUAUUUCUCUCACUCUAUUAUAUAUCAAAAACAAACAUCAUGGAUGAUCUGCCGUCCGGUUACCGUCCUAACGUCGGUGUCUGCCUCAUCAAUUCCGAUAAUCUGGUGUUUGUGGCUUCCAGAUUAAAUGUACCAGGAGCAUGGCAAAUGCCUCAGGGAGGGAUAGAAGAGGGAGAAGAGCCUAUUUCUGCUGCAGUUAGGGAGCUUCGAGAAGAAACUGGAGUGGUUUCUGCAGAAAUAAUUGCAGAGGUACCUAAAUGGUUGACUUAUGACUUCCCACCUGCCGUUAAGGCUAAAGUGAACCGUUUGUGGGGAGGUGGUGAAUGGCAUGGGCAAGCACAAAAAUGGUUCCUCAUGAAACUGACAAAAGAUGAAAGCGAAAUCAAUUUGGCGAGUGGUGAAGCUGACCCUGAAUUUUCAGAGUGGAAAUGGGCAAACCCUGAAGAGGUUAUUGAACAGGCAGUGGACUACAAAAGGCCGACAUAUGAGGAGGUUAUAAGAACGUUCAGGUCUCACUUAAAUGAUGGUGGAAAAGCAGCUGCCAAGUGUAGGUCGACGAAAUGGUAAACAUGUCAAGUCAGGUUGGUGUAUCUAACAAAAAACUAUUAAAGUGUAAGCUUUAGAACCCAGAAUGAUUGCACUUGCUCUUUGUACAUGAUGUGACGAUUAAAACCUUCUCAUAUAGGUUUCCAUUUAUUCGUAAUAAUAAGCUACUGCCUAGUUUACAGUUCA
Molecule: messenger RNA, 795 nt
Organism: Erigeron canadensis
Lineage: Eukaryota; Viridiplantae; Streptophyta; Magnoliopsida; Asterales; Asteraceae
Product: nudix hydrolase 25
Exons: 6
Coding region: 103-630 (175 amino acids)
Biological process (GO): nucleoside phosphate metabolic process; ribose phosphate metabolic process
Cellular component (GO): chloroplast
Molecular function (GO): bis(5'-adenosyl)-pentaphosphatase activity; guanosine-3',5'-bis(diphosphate) 3'-diphosphatase activity
Source: RefSeq, a predicted model, not a curated record